Messenger RNA from Penaeus indicus, 687 nucleotides. RefSeq lists its product as uncharacterized. The transcript is spliced from 5 exons. Bases 1 to 687 code for a protein of 228 amino acids. The record is from RefSeq and is a predicted model, not a curated record. Lineage: Eukaryota; Metazoa; Arthropoda; Malacostraca; Decapoda; Penaeidae.
AUGCGGCACUCGCUCAAGAUGAUGCGAGUCGUGCUAUGUGUUCUGCCCUUUGUGGCCUUGAGUUAUGUCUCUGCUUCGCCGUCGCCACGCGCAACCGCUGAGCCUCAGACGACACCUCCAACGACGAUUUCUUACACGAUUUCUCCUGUCCCUCCCCUUUGCAAACCCACGGAUACCCCUGACGACUGCAAGAUGAAGAAGGUUCAGUGCGGCUUCAUCACGAAGGCCCUCUCUCCCCCGGGCGGAUACGUCAAGACUAUCAUCAACUGCGCGAAGGACGCCGGCGUCGUUCUGGGGAAUGUCUUCUUCUCGAGCAUUAGUGAAGCUUUCAAGAGCGGAGCCCCGGAGACCAUCAGUGAGAUGACCUCUCCUGACCCCAAAGUGGUCACCGGCAUCCGCCGCUGCGCCAUGAACGCUACAGGCCUGGUAAGCCAACUCCUGAUCGUCUGUGUUCCCGACAUGAGCCUGGACCGCAUGGCCGUCGCCAACGCCCUCAUCGUGGCCACCAACGGAUCUCCCUUGGGCUACGCCGUGGCCGCCGCCUCCGCCUCCUGCUCCAAGCCUCGCUCGUUCAGGAUGGCCGACUACUUGAGUUGCCUCAAGCAGACCUGCGCCAAGAAAGUGGUCCAGCUCAAUGAGCCCACUACGCCUUCGUCAGACAGCCAGGUCCCCGGCAGCUCUCCCUGA